Cladophialophora psammophila CBS 110553 is the source of this 1986-nucleotide messenger RNA. RefSeq lists its product as uncharacterized. The transcript is spliced from 2 exons. Gene Ontology annotation, molecular function: long-chain fatty acid transmembrane transporter activity; long-chain fatty acid-CoA ligase activity. The record is from RefSeq and is a predicted model, not a curated record. NCBI's taxonomy places the organism in Eukaryota, Fungi, Ascomycota, Eurotiomycetes, Chaetothyriales, Herpotrichiellaceae. The coding region runs from base 1 to 1986 and encodes 661 amino acids.
AUGGCCUCUGUCAUCCUCUCAGCCAUCUCGUCCAUCCCAGCAACUGCCGCCCUCGCUGCUCCGGGGGCGCUGGCAGGGCUGGCCUAUCUCAAUGCUCGAUGGAGACUCCCCGUUGACGUGCACCUGUUUCGCUGCAUAAUCCAGAGUCAAAUGGCUUUCAACAGACGUGAGAAGGCGGAUCGAAUCAAUUCCUUCUACGUACUAGAGGAUCACGCCCACGAUGCAAGGAUCAAGGAUAAGACGUUUAUUAUUUACCAGGGACAGUCAUGGACCUUCAAAGAGACCUACGACGUGGUUCUUCGAUAUGCCGGAUACCUCCACUCCCAGCACGGGAUCCGACGUGGCGAGAUUGUCGCCUUAAAUUUCGUCAAUUCUCCUCAGUUUUUGUUCUUGACCCUGGCUACUUGGUCCGUGGGCGCGGUGCCGGCUUUCAUCAACUACAAUCUAACCGGCGAUGCCUUCGUUCAUAGUGUUUCGGUCUCGACAGCACGGCUAUUGAUCAUUGAUCCUGAAGUCGCAUCGAAGGUUCUGACUGAACAGACGACAUCCACUCUUAAAGGUGCUGAUUUUCGUGGCGCCGACUCCCCUUCACUGGAAACCGUCGUCUUUACACAGGACUUACAAUCGACCCUCGAAUCCGGAUAUGGUCCAUCGUUCCGUGCCCCCGACAAUGCGCGAGGAGGAAUCACUGCUCGCUCGCCGGGGGUUCUGAUCUUCACCUCCGGCACAACCGGUCUCCCUAAAGCUGCCAUUGUGCCUUGGGAACGCAAAAUUUCCGGAGCAAUGUUGAUACCUCGCUGGAUCGGUCUCGAGCCCGUCACCUCCAAGAGACCGGAUCGCUUUUAUGUCUCCAUGCCGUUGUACCAUGGCACUGCAUUCCUGCUCGGCUUCAAUUGCUGUCUUGAAAACGCCACCACGCUUGUACUGAGCCGUAAGUUCUCCGUCUCUAAGUUCUGGGACGAGCUGGUUGCCGCCGAUGCAACCGUGUUUUCGUACGUGGGCGAAACACUUCGCUACCUGCUCGCUGUUCCCCCGCAACCUGAAGACCGCACACGACAUCGUAUCCGGCUCGCCCUUGGGAAUGGGCUGCGUCCAGAUGUUUGGGAGCGCUUCAAGGAUCGCUUCGGCAUCGAAACGAUCGCAGAGUUCUACGGCGCGACUGAGUCUGUUGCUGCAAGUUUCAACCUGAACCGAAACUCAUUCUCCUCAGGCGCGAUCGGCCAACUCGGUUUACUAGGUGAACUCCACUGUUCCAGAAUACAAGCCAUCGUCGAUAUUGAUUGGGAAAGGGAAGAGCCUCGUAGAGAUGCCAAAACGGGAUUUUGUGUCAACGUGCCGAGGGGUGAGCCCGGCGAGUUACUCUAUGCCGUCGAUGCAAAGGAUAUUGCGUCUAAGUAUGUAGGAUAUUUUGGCAACAAGAAGGCGUCCGACUCAAAGAUCUGGAGGGACGUCUUCAAGAAGGGAGAUGCGUGGUUUCGGUCAGGCGAUGUUGUCAGGUUUGACAAGGAAGGCAGGAUGUGGUUCUCCGACAGGAUCGGCGAUACUUUUCGAUGGAGGAGCGAAAACGUCUCAACCAGCGAAGUCGCAGGGGUACUGGGCCGUCACCCUGCCAUCAUUGAGGCCAACGUUUAUGGCGUCGAGAUCCCGAAUCAUGACGGCCGCGCUGGCUGUGCCGCGGUUCUGCUCCGGGGCGUGACAAGUCCGGAUACACCGGUAUCCGAGGACGUGCUGGCAAGCAUCGCCAGCGUCGCCCGGGCGGGCCUGCCGAAGUAUGCCGUGCCGGUGUUCUUGAGGGUCGUGACCGAGGUCGUGGCAACGGGCAACAAUAAACAGCAGAAACACGUCUUGAGGAAAGAGGGCGUGGAACCGGCCAGAGUCGGCGUCACGGGCGACAGGAUAUUCUACCUGCGGCCUGGAAGCGAUCGGUUUGAGCCUUUUGGUGGCGAAGAAUGGGACCAAGUUCGGAGCGGGACGGUGAAGUUGUGA